AUGUCCCGACUGGUCUCGCCCGCCCUGCGACGAGCACCUCCCGUUCCUCUCGCUUGCUGCUGCUCGUGCCGAUCUCGCACGCCAGCAAAAGCCCGAUCCGCCCCGCCAGAUGCGGCACCGUACAGCACAGCGACGGAACUUGCGUCCACGGCUCAGGCGCAACCACCCCUGCUACCGCCGCCGUACCUCUCUCGACACCCUGGAGGAUUCGGCUUCUUCUCGCGAUCGCUCCCAAAGAAGCCGCCAAGUCCAGCAAUACCCCCUCUGCAGCUCGACACGCCCUCGUCAUGGGUCCUCCACUCGCCACCGCAGUUCCAGCCCGAUUGGCGCCACUCGUCCUUCGCUGCUCCCCCUCCGCCUCCUCCAAAACCCCAACUCGAACCCUUCGAUGUACGGUCCUGGCGCCCUUCUCCUCACUCCUACGCCCCGCCACUACUACCCAGCCGAGCGACGAUAGCGGCAAGCGGAUUGCGGCGAAGCAUGGCUCGAAUAGACGGCGGAAGGUGCGUGUGCGGACGGGUGCGGCAUGGUUGCUUGCGGUGUCGGGCGAGUUCGACAAGCGCGGGAAUAGAGGCGGCGGUGGAGAGGCGAUUAGAAAGCGAUGCGGCUGUCAUUGCGGCCGAGCGAAGACUUGAAGGAGACCCACCAGGCUCUGCAGAUGCGCCGAGCGGGUCAGACGGCCACUCGCCAUCACGACCAACGAUGGGUCCUUCAGCGCAAUCCUCCGCCGCAGAUCGCUUUCACGAGCUGCUCACCCGCGAAGCGCUCGGCUUUGAUGUUCGAAUCCUCCCCUCUCCGCGUGGCUGGACAAGUCCUCCCUCCCGAACACCCUCCGCCGCGAACCAGCGAAGAAAACCGAUCCGGGACUUGUCGCACGACGAGGCUCGCGCCGCCCUCGAACUGCUCGUCGAAGCCGCCCAAGACGCCGACUUCAUCAAUGCCCUCGCCUUGCAGCAGCGAGUCCGCCUCGUCGCGUCGAUCGGACGAGUCAUCCGAGCUGUCCGCCCGCCUUCGCCGCACAAGAUCUUUCCCGGCUUGCGUGACGAGGGGAUCGCACCCGAAGAGGAGGAGUUUAGCGACUUGCGGCACGCAGCGGCGGAGGCGAUGCGGAUGGUCAUGGCGACUUUGCCGUCGAUGGACUCGAAGGAGGGUGGUCUCGUCUCGGCGAGUCGGCAGGCAGCUUUGGCGCGGGUCGACAUUGCGUGUCUUUCGGACGACGUCGAGGCUAUCGCCGUCGCGAUCGAGCAGAUGGGCAAGCCGGGCGCCGACGAGCUCAGCCAGUCGAUCUCGCAGCUUUUUCGGCUACGCAUCGACCCACUACCAACGUUCGACAAGCCCGAGUUCGCCGACAAGCUGCAUCGACAGAUUGAGCAGGCGAAAACUGCACUCGUCUACCUCUUCGAAGCCUGGCUUCGCGCGCCACAACCCGCAGCGUCCCAUGCAUGCUCCAUCACCGCUCUCCGCCUCCUCCACACCCACCACGUCCAUCAGAUCCUCGACCUCCUCCUUCCUCCCGAGCACUUCCCGUCCGCCGACACCGAGCGGAAGCAGAAGGCGUGGAACGAUAUCUUGCGGCGGCGGUACGGCAAGGUCCUUGCGCGGCUGGAUCCUGAGCCAGAGCGAUGGUUUGAGGAGGAGAUCGCGAAUGCGGACCCAGACGAGUUGCGACUAGGCCUCGGCUUUGACCCGCUCAGUCUCGGCACGCACCUCGUACGGCAUCUCGCGAGGUCGGGUUCGGCACUACAGGCGCUGCAGAUUUGGAAGGUCAUCGACAAGCCGCUGGACGAGCUUCAGUCGGAGCGAUUGACGGACCGCCUCGACGAACAGGAGAAGAUCCGCACCAUGACGCCUCUCGUGCACGGCUUGACUCAGCAGCGACUGUAUGAGGACGCGAAUCGCUUUACGACCGAACUCGAGGCGCUCGCCAAGUCUCUCGCAUCCGACGCCAAGGCCGUCGAGUCCUUCCCUGACGACCCCGCGUAUGCCGCCGCGCCCGCCAUGAACGCGUUCGCCAAGAACGCCUUCGACGUGCUCGCCAAGCUCGCGUCGGACCAGGGUCGCGCCGAGAUCGCAGACCGCCUGCUCGAGAGCCUCGAAGGCGCCGGCGUGGACGACAAGAAGACGCUCAAGCUGUCUGCGCGACGGCUGCGGGCGAAGGCGUCGCGAUUCCGGCUCGAGGAAGCCAAGGAGGUUUUCGAGCAGAGUCCGCAGGCGGACGCGACUUCGUGGCAGCAGUACCGUCUGCGUGGUCAGAUGGCGCUUGCGCAUCUCAAGGUGAACGAUGUCGAGGGCGCGCUCAAGGUCGUCAGCGAGAUGCUCCAGGCUGGCCUGGUCGUCCCGCUUGCCACGAUCAACGCGCUCAUGUACGGGUUCGCACGACGUGGCGACGUCAAGUCGACGUACGAGCUGUUCACGCAGUUGUCGGAAGGCGACUUUCCGCACGCCCACCCUACGACAUCGAGCUGGAACGCCCUGACGAAGGCGCUGCAGACCGAGCGGGACACGUCGAGUAUCGAGGAGAUCAUCCGCGACAUGCGGCGAGCCGGCUGUCGGCCCGACCUCGAAACUUGGACGAUCCUCCUCUCUGCCUACGUCAACAACGGCCAGUGGACGACUGCGUUCGCGCUGUACCGGCAUCUCCAGCUUAACGCGGACCGCACCCUCCAGCCCGACACGGUCGUCUACAACGUCAUGCUCCGCGCCUGCAUCCUCGCUGCGACGCCCGCGACCCUCGUCCUCGAGCUCUUUCGCGACCUCAUCGCUCGCGGCGUCCGACCCAACAAGUCGACCUACACCCUCGUCUUGCAGAGCUUGUGCAACGCGGGCCUGAUGGACGAGGCGGAAGACCUCUUCCUCAUCCUCGACCGGCGGCAGCUUUCGCCGCACCGUCCGAUCGGCACCGAAGUCAUUGAGCCCGACCAGGUCCUUUUCACGUCGAUGAUGGCCGGCUACUUGCGCACCGGCCAGCGGGAGAAGGCGGACGCGAUGUUGACCGAGAUGCGCGUGCGCGGCAUGAGGCUGGGGUCGCACACGCUUGCGCUCCUCGUCGCGGCCAAGGUCUCGAGCUUGCGGGAGCAGACAGACCAUGUCGACCCGCGGGCGCUCAAUGCGCUCGUCAAGGAGACGCGGUACUUUCUCAAGCAGAACAACAUCCCGUCGUCGACGCCGCAGCCAGUCGCACUCGACAAGCCCGCUGCGACGCUUCGGGCGCUCGAGACGAUCUACUGGCCGAUUCUCGCCGAGUUUGCGCGUCGCGGCGAGGCGGACGAGGCGCAGCAGCUUAUCGACUAUCUCUUCCAGUACAGCGGCGGACCUCGCGGGGCCUCCAACCUCGUCGUGUCCCGCAUCCGGCUUUACACCAUUCUCAUGGGCACGCUGCGGAACAAGGAGAUGUCGUCGUCGGGCGACAUGGCUGAGGAGACGAUUACGAAGCUCUACGAGAUUUUCCAAGUCGUCUACGCGGCUGUUCGCCAGCGGUUCGUCCGCAUGCGGCGCCGCAUGGUCCCGCCACCUGAGGCGGAAGAGGGCGCCGAAGCCGUCGAAGUGGUGGAGGAGCGUGUUGAUCCCGCCCAAGCCUCUAUCCUCCGGAACCCCUUGUCCAUCUUCCUCGACUCGGCGAGCCGCGCGGGCGACCACGAGUUGAUCGAGACAACCUGGCGCACGCUCGCACGGCAAGGCUUCGCCUUCGACUCGGCGAACUGGAACAACCUCGCGAUGUGGUUCAUCCAGGAUUUGCAGCUCGAGCGGGCCUUCUGGAUCGUUGAGCACGUCCUCUGCCGACCUUUUGCGCCCGACGGCGUCAAGGCCGGCUUCGACUUGGAGGAUCAGACGGCCGCCUUCGCUCAGGAGCUCGCCUCUGUCACCCGCGCGUCCGCUUUCGGCCGCACAUCUACUCGGCGAUGGGCGGUCCGCCGACGACCUGACGACGAGCCCCCCGAGUCUAUCGACAUCGAUGCCCUCCUCGACGACCGCACCUUUGACCAGCCCUUCCGCCUCUCCUUCACGGACGAGAACGAUCCCCGCAAUGCGGCUACUCAGUCGACUCGCGCCAACGGUCCCGAGCCGCAGACGCCCUCAGCGAGUGAGGACAUCGUCGACGGCGAGGAAACCGAGCCCGAAGAAGCGCCUCGUCUCGGCUUCGCCGACGCUCUCGACGUCGGCUUCCGCAAGCACACCGAGAUGCUGUGGCACCCGUUCAACCGCACGCUCGCGGCGCUCAACUCGGCGCUCGAGACGCUUACGGAGGAAGGGUCCGUCCGUGUAUCCAAGGCGUACGCGGAGCACAUUCGCAAGGAGGAGGGGAUCGAGGUGGAAGACGAGGAGAGGUUGAGGGCGGCGCUCGAGGCGCGAGGCGAGCUCGUCGACCUCGACCCGGAGGACGCACGGGACGCCUACCGCUUCCUCGUCACUCAGCACCCACACACUAUCGACGCGAUCAAUCGCUGGCGCCGGCGGAACGACCGGCUCAACUCGAUCAGGCGGCGCGCGUCUGGCAGUCAACGUUACGAGUUUGACGAACGGAGGAGGAUGUAA
Rhodotorula toruloides NP11 is the source of this 4533-nucleotide messenger RNA. RefSeq names its product Pentatricopeptide repeat containing protein. Bases 1 to 4533 code for a protein of 1510 amino acids. The transcript is spliced from 2 exons. NCBI's taxonomy places the organism in Eukaryota, Fungi, Basidiomycota, Microbotryomycetes, Sporidiobolales, Sporidiobolaceae. The record is from RefSeq and is a predicted model, not a curated record. Gene Ontology annotation, molecular function: protein binding.